Ylistrum balloti is the source of this 1641-nucleotide messenger RNA. RefSeq lists its product as uncharacterized. The record is from RefSeq and is a predicted model, not a curated record. Lineage: Eukaryota; Metazoa; Mollusca; Bivalvia; Pectinida; Pectinidae. The transcript has a single exon. Bases 1 to 1641 code for a protein of 546 amino acids.
AUGAAUUGCAAUCGACAUGAUGGGCAUCCCCUUGUAAAGGUUUGUUUUUCGUGUAAUGACCAGCUUGUUUGCGCUGAGUGCACAAAACUUGACCAUUCCAGCCACAUUUUUCGUGAAAUGGAAGAAGUUGGGAAAGAACGCCAGAAGACAUUGCUACAGAAUCUCAGAGAAACGGAGGCUGCGGUUUUGGCGAUACAGCAGGAUUUAGAAAAGCUUCAAACACACAGCGAAGGAAACCGAUAUCGGUCCAAAGAAGUUGCAGACAAGAUACAGCGGCGAAGCAGAGACAUACAAGAUGCCGUAAACCAAUACACAAAGCAGCUCGUGUUUAUUUGCGAGCGACACCACAACAACAACGAAUACGACAUUGCAGAAGCCAAGGUUAGACUCGACUCAGAACUCUUAAAUGCGUUCAAGACCCUAGGAAUAAUACAAGCAGCUUUGGAAUCUGAAAAUUUCCCCCAAAUUAUAGAGACUGAGAAAUUUCACAGGAAUAAUCAGCUUAAAAGGCAAGUAGUGCCCAUGAGAUCACCUAGGAAUGUUGCUUUUGUGCAUGGAGCAGGAACCGUCGGCAAUCUCAGGGAUGUAUUUGGUGAUAUCGAAAUCCAACAAGAUGGCCAUCCACAACGUGUGCGAAACGAUUUUGAGACACGUGAAGAAAGUGAGAAUGCAAAAAGGAGAAAGCAACAUGACGGCUGCAACGUUUGCGAUACGACCGUGACAUCAGCAUUCGAGCAGACGACUACUUCCUAUGGAGUUUGCUUCCUUUGUCCAUCGCAUGCGUCGGCAGACGACUGUUGGAUACGACUGGAGAAAACGAACGAGAUCAAAUUAGUUACCAGGACGGGUAAGGUGAAACAGAUAGUCCGCUUCGAUACAAGUGUAGCCUGCAUAGCUAAUACUGCGGAAGGUCAGAUAGCGGUCACUUGUCCGGACAGUCAUACAAUACAAGAGGUACAACUAGACGGAACCAAAAAGACGCUCUUCCAUCUUGAUAGAUUGUCCCCUCGUGCCAUAUGUCUGACGACGGAGGGAAACCUUUUGAUGAGCUUAGUGGAAAAGUGGAGUUAUGCCUUAUCCGCUUUCAGCACACGGAAAAUAGCUAAAUACACCGUUAGAGGUUACAAAAUGGCAGAGGCAGAGUAUGAUGGCUACCGGAAGAGGUUGUUCAUCAAACCUUCGAGGAUCGCAGCUAGUCCUGCUUCCGGUGACAUAGCUGUUAUAAAUCGAACGGAAUAUGAAACCAGUCAUUUAGUUAUUCUUGACAAACAUCUCCGCCUUAAGUUCCGUUACUUUGGAGACGGUAAAAUAAUCCCAAACUCCAAACGUUAUUGUGGGAAGGAGUCUGUCCAGUUCUGUCCGCAAGACGUUCAAUACGAUAAGGGGAACCAUAUUUUAAUCGCCGAGCUCUAUAGUUGCUCUAUUCAACUAAUUGACGGAAGUGGACAUCUGCUCAAGAUCCUUCAUAUCGACGAGGAUAUCCCCUGGUCAAUGGCCGUGCAUAGUGACCAGCAAGUGUGGACAGGCUACAACAGUGGAAAGGUUAAGGUGCUGAGUUACCGUAAGUAUCCGCUGUUGAACAUUUCCAGAACGUCCCACCUGAAAUGUCACUAUUAUUUCUUUAGAAAAGAUGUAAGGUGA